UUGAGUAGAUCUGAACGAGCGUGUUUGUAAACAGCUCAGCUGUCAAGCCUUGUUUUUUGUCGCGCGCAGAAUAUUCUCAUAUUUGGAGCUACGAAAUUAAUAAAACACGAAUAAUUUAUUAAUCAAUAAAUUAAUAACGUGCAGUGCUUGUGAAUCGGCAGAAACAAUGUCGGAUGGCGACGUGUUUAUUUUGGACAAUGGAGCAUUCUACGCCAAGUUGGGAAUGUCGGACUGGGACGCCCCGAAGACCGUCUUGAACUGCAUCACCAAAGCCAAAUCCGAACGGCGCCGUCCAUUCAUCGGGAACCAGAUUGAGGAGUGCCGGGAUGUCUCCGGGCUGUUCUAUAUUCUGUGCUUUCAGCGAGGCUACCUGGUCAAUUGGGACAUUCAGAAAACGGUGUGGGAUUACAUGUUUAGCUCGGAUUGUUGCCCGGUGAACUUUUCGGAAACGCCCUUGCUGAUAACGGAACCGCUGUUCAACUUUCAAUCGAUUCAGGAAGCGAUGCUGGAGAUUCUGUACGAGGAGUACGAUUGUGAUGCGGUAUGCAAGACGAAUUCGGUCGAUUUGGUGGCUUUCAAUUAUGUUCACGAGGAGAACCACAAAACGAGGCCUUUGUGCUGCCUGGUGGUGGACAUGGGAUACAGCUUCACACAUGUCGUUCCUUUCGUGAAGGGAGUUAAGCAGAAGGAAGCGAUCCGGCGGAUUGACGUUGGUGGAAAGUUGCUUACCAAUCAUCUCAAAGAGAUCAUCUCCUACCGGCAGUUGAAUGUUAUGGAUGAAUCCUAUGUGAUAAAUCAAGUCAAGGAAGACAGUUGCUUCGUAUCGCAAGAUUUCAACGAAGACAUGCGAAUCGCUCGCAAGAAACCGCAGGAUAAUUCCAUUAUUCGAGAGUACGUCCUGCCGGAUUACACACAAAUACGGCGGGGCUAUUUGAGACCGUACGAUCCAAAGAACAGCGCCAAUGACGAACUGCAAACCCUAAGACUAAACAACGAGCGAUUUGUGAUACCGGAAGUGCUCUUCCACCCAUCGGACAUCGGAAUACAGCAGAUGGGAGUGGCGGAAGCGAUCGUCGAAGCCAUCAACACCUGUCCGGACGAAACGCGGCCGCAUCUGUUAAGCAACAUUGUUGUGUGCGGUGGAAGCGCCCUGUUCAGCGGGAUGCAGUCCAGGCUGCUCAAGGAAGUGCGUGCCCUCGCGCCGGACGAGUUCGAGGUGAACGUUACCGUGCCCAAAGAUCCCAUCACCUACGCAUGGCAUGGAGGAAAGGAGUACUCGCAGUCGCUAAGCUUUUUGAAGUCCUGUAUGAGCCGGAGUCAGUACGAUGAACAUGGGAUCAAGCAUUUGAUCGAAAAGUACGAUCACUAACGCCUCGAAACGGUAAGUAUUUUUCUUUCGAUUAUUUAGAAAGCGCUUCGCUACCCAUCAAUGCGACAUAUACUUUUUAUUUUAUGGAUAAUCAUUAGUGGGAACCGACAGUUUAACACGAUUAAAGUAAACGUAAAAUGUAAAUAAUGCAUCAUUUCUACAUGAAUGGAAAAAAACAAAAACGAGCGUCAGAUUAAAU
Messenger RNA from Aedes aegypti (yellow fever mosquito), 1568 nucleotides. It is a transcript of the gene Arp6, whose product is annotated as actin-related protein 6. NCBI's taxonomy places the organism in Eukaryota, Metazoa, Arthropoda, Insecta, Diptera, Culicidae. The record is from RefSeq and is a predicted model, not a curated record. The transcript is spliced from 3 exons. Bases 167 to 1369 code for a protein of 400 amino acids. Gene Ontology annotation, molecular function: nucleosome binding. Gene Ontology annotation, cellular component: Swr1 complex.